GUGUGUCUGGCUAGUGUGCUAGAACGGCAACACCGCCAGCUAGCCAUCUGCUCUGUUGAAAACGGAAAGGUUAGGGUCCGCUACACAAAACAGCUUGUUGAGUCUCUUCCCCUUUGUUUUGGUCCGGCAGCCGCAUCAGACGCCCGCAGACCUAGACGUGAACGACGUCCAGCUGGAGUUGCACGCCUGUGUCCACAAUAGUAAUGACAUGAUGCUAGGGGAUGGCAGCAAGUGGCGGAACAAGAGCUGGCACCUCCCUUCCUGCAUUCCGAUCACCGUAAUCGUUUCCCUGAUCAUCCUGUUGGUGAUUCUGCCCUUCCUGGAUGAAAGGAUCAGCGCCCAGGACGAAAGGGACAGCUUGGAAUCCGCAGUUGUCAGUGCUAAAUGCCACAAAACGUGCAGUGCUUCGUUAGUGGAGAGCAUCCCUGAGGGUUUGGCGUACAGACCAAGCGAGGUAAUCCACUCAGCCACCUACGACACCUGGCAGCACUUGCUGCAGAUUGCCGAGAACUCAAUUGAAAUCGCGUCUCUCUACUGGACCCUAAAGGGCUCUGAAGUUUACCCAUACCCGUCAGCAAAAAAGGGAGAAGAAAUUCUGCAUGGAUUGAUGCAAGCUGGGGUUCAGAGGAAAAUCAAAAUUAGAAUUGCUCAAAAUGCACCCAGCCCAGAAAACCCAAACCUGGACACCGAGUUCCUCCAGAAACACGGAGCAGCUGAAGUGCGAAGCUUGAACUUCCAAAAGCUAGUUGGCGGGGGAGUGCUGCAUACGAAAUUCUGGAUCGUGGACCGCAAACAUGCCUACGUGGGAAGCGCCAACAUGGACUGGAGGUCACUCACUGAGGUCAAGGAAAUGGGAUUUGCUAUGUACAAUUGCAGUUGCCUCGCAGCUGACCUGGGAAAAAUAUUUGAUGUCUACUGGUACCUAGGGAAAGAGGGUGCCAAAGUUCCAGACAAGUGGCCAGGGCAGUUCAACACAAAAUUCAACAAGGAGCACCCAAUGAAUCUCACUUUCAAUGGCACCACAUCCUCAGAUGUGUUCCUAUCGAGCUCACCGCCCCAGUUCUGUCCAAAAGGCCGCACCUCAGACAUCGAUACUGUACUUGAUGUGAUUGGCUCUGCUGAUAAGUUCAUUCACAUUGCUGUGAUGGAUUAUUUUCCACUAACAAUCUACACACCAAAAAUCAAGCACUGGCCUGUUAUUGAUGACGCUCUUCGAAGCGCUGCUGUGGACCGAAAGGUAAAUAUCAAGCUCCUUGUGAGCCACUGGAACCACACUCGGCCAUCAAUGAAAUACUUUGUUGAAUCUCUGACUACACUGACGCAAUCGUUUUCCUGGGUCAAAAUUGAGGCGAAAUUUUUUGAGGUUCCAAGUUCAGCAGCUCAAAGCAAAAUCCCAUUUGCAAGAGUCAAUCACAAUAAGUACAUGGUCACCGACAACACGGCCUACAUAGGCACGUCUAAUUGGUCUGGAGACUAUUUCAUCAACACUGGGGGAGCGGCUGUGGUCGUGAAAGACCAAAACGAUAUUCUAGACGACGAAAGAGUUAACGAAGACAGUUUGAGGUCGCAACUGGAGGAGGUUUUCAACAGAGAUUGGAACUCCCCCUACGCCACUCCCAUCAGUCAACAAUCAAGCCAAAGACUCUUAAGCAUUUAAAUAUAUUGCUCACUUCACUCGACGGUUUCACUUAAGUUAAACUGGGAAAUCUUAGAGGAAGAUGUAAAUACACAUUUGGUAACA
Molecule: messenger RNA, 1741 nt
Organism: Cloeon dipterum
Lineage: Eukaryota; Metazoa; Arthropoda; Insecta; Ephemeroptera; Baetidae
Gene: Pld3
Product: Phospholipase D family member 3
Exons: 11
Coding region: 209-1657 (482 amino acids)
Molecular function (GO): catalytic activity
Source: RefSeq, a predicted model, not a curated record